This is a messenger RNA of Danio aesculapii, 1740 nucleotides long. RefSeq names its product nescient helix loop helix 2 (gene nhlh2). Gene Ontology annotation, biological process: regulation of transcription by RNA polymerase II. Gene Ontology annotation, molecular function: RNA polymerase II cis-regulatory region sequence-specific DNA binding; DNA-binding transcription factor activity, RNA polymerase II-specific; protein dimerization activity. NCBI's taxonomy places the organism in Eukaryota, Metazoa, Chordata, Actinopteri, Cypriniformes, Danionidae. The coding region runs from base 585 to 953 and encodes 122 amino acids. The transcript has 2 exons. The record is from RefSeq and is a predicted model, not a curated record.
GAUAAGUGCAUAAAGUGAAUGAUUUGUAAGAGGGAGCGCGCGCGAGAGAGAGGGAGGCUUUAUAUGGAGCCAGCGGAAUGUGUUAUCUCUCAAAUCAUCAGAGGCACGAGGACAAGCACGCGUGGUUUUGAGGAUGGCUGGAGCAAUAUUAUCCUAAUCCACGGAAACAUAAAGGACAGCCCGAGACGACACUUUCUGAUCUGGUCGAUCUUAUCUGUGGACGCGUGUCCAUUGUUAUCCACACACACGGGUCAGAGGGCAGCACAUCCCCGAGCGUGCGUUACCGGUGCUGUUAUUUACAUCCGUUCGGUACCAAUGCUUGCUGAAAUUUCAUCAUCACAACAUCGCGAAUCUACGUUACCGGCUGCGUUGUGAGUGGAAUUAGUGGCGAGGAAAAUAUUACCGAGAAAUGCUGUUGCCGAUGCCGAAAUAGAAAUUCAGAAAGCACAAUGGACAGAAGAACAUGAAUCACUGAAAUCAGAAUUGAUAAACGGGAUUUUGGAGAUUAAAUUGAUUCUCGUCGUCAACAGGGGGCAAGAUAACAACCAGUGCACUUUGGAAACCUCGAUCAAACGGACCUGAAAAUGAUGCUGAGCCCCGAUCAGACGGAUCCUGACCUCACCUGGACACAAUCGGACACGGAUUGUCUGAACGUCAUGAAGGUGGAGUGUGUGGCACACGAGCCCUUAGAGGCCGACGAUGGCAAGACUCGCGCACUCGUGCCCGCUGCGCUCACCCGAGAGGAGAAGAGACGGAGGAGGCGCGCGACUGCGAAGUACCGCUCUGCGCAUGCCACGCGCGAGCGCAUCAGAGUAGAAGCGUUCAACGUGGCGUUCGCGGAGCUCAGGAAGCUGCUGCCAACACUUCCACCCGACAAGAAGCUAUCCAAGAUAGAAAUACUUCGCCUUGCUAUCUGUUACAUUUCUUACCUUAACCACGUUUUGGACGUUUAGACGAACUUUAGGCACAUUUAACAGAACCACAAAACAACAGGUGUUUAAAGAAUUAUUUUAUAGACAUUGAGAAGUAGCAUAUUCCAGCAGUAUACACAAAUAUUAAGGAUGGAAAAAUGGUAACAUUUUAUAUUUACUUUCAGUUACAUGUAUGCUUUUAUUCUCCCUAUAAUGCCUAUUAUGGGUUGGGAGGAUCUUGUAAGUAUGUUUUAAAAAACAGUGUUUUCACAAAUUUAACCACAGAUUAUAAUUUAUUCUGUAAUUACAAAAAAACAAGCAGUUUACGAUCAAAACAAAAACGCACAGUUCAUCGAAAAACAUAAGGCAUUAUGAAAGUUAUUAUAAAGUGUUACCUGAAAAUAUUUUACCUGUUGCAAUAACUGAAACUUGUAUUCGACACUGUAGCAAGAGUUUUUUUGUUCUGUUUGAAAGAUGGCUGUUCAGAAAUUAGAUAACCUGUUCAACAUCCAACGUCAUAAGCACAUUUGUGGCAAUAAUUUGCUUUGAAAAUAUUUGAUUUGGUUUGGACCUUCAUAAUUCACAUCAUCGAAACAAAUAACAUGUAUGUAUGUUUCGCAAACUGAUUUGCUGAGCUCAGUUGAGCUCAAAAUGUAUAGGCUACUUCUAUGUGCUGGAACAAAUCGUAACCUUGUUAGUUGUUAAUUUAUAUUUUUCUUGUUUGUUUUAUUUAUUAAGUAAAUUAAGUUAUGUGAGUGUCUUUAAAAUAGAUAAUCUAAAGUGUUUACGUAUCCAUGUAAAUAUUUAAUGUUUUAUUAUUAUUAUUAUU